Molecule: messenger RNA, 874 nt
Organism: Amoebophrya sp. A120
Lineage: Eukaryota; Dinophyceae; Syndiniales; Amoebophryaceae
Source: the annotation of a GenBank genome assembly
GGUGCGAAAUCCUGUUGGCAGUGUGGUGAUUUUGGGCAUUUGAAAAAGGAUUGCCCAAAUCCACCACGCUGCUGGAGUUGCGGAAGUGCGGAGCACUUAAAGAAGGAGUGUCCAGUCUUGAAAAGCGAGCGAAUUCUGCAGUCGCACUUCAUUCGCUACGCCCAGCGAUUCACGAACAAAAAAGGAAAACCACGGAAGGGUGUAAAGACUUGGAACAAUAAAAACAACAACAACUUCUCGCGCAAACCAAGGAGAAACUACCGCAUGAAGGUGCAGUUCGUGAACGAGCGCGGGAUCGUCGUGCACAACUUUGGUGUGACGCUGGAAGGGGUUGAGGAGCGGUUCUGGGAGAACGAGUAUCAGGAUGACGAUGCCGAGGAAGAAGACGCGGAAAUGGAAGAACUGGACGUGAACUACAACGGCUUCAAGCAGAAAAAGAAACGCCAGUUACAGCGUCGGCAUGCUUCAACUCAUACUGUGAAGGAAGAGGAGGAAGAAGGCGAAGGUGGAGAAGAAGGCUCUGGAGGCGAGAAGAUGGAGCCGGAGGAAGAUGGGGAUGGUGAGGCGGAUUUCAAGUAGAGGAUUCGCGGCACCCCCGCUGGAAUCCUUCACAGUACAAAGAAGAUCCAGUAAAGAAGAAUCGGAGGAGAAGAAAAAAGAGGAAGAGCAGUAAAGAAGCAGAAACUGCACCUCCGGAAGAGAGAACUACCUUAGAACUUCUUCUCAGCAAAUGUCAGCCUUUCGAAAAUAUGAAGAGCAGGAGACCAGCCCGUCCUGCAAUGAAAGAUUUCGCAAAGAGCGUGAAGCUCGCAAUAAAAACAAUAAAAAUUCUCAACCUCGGGCGAACUCCGUCGGAGGAGGGGGUAAAAGCAGU